AUGUCCAACUUUCGCCAAGCUACUAAUGAAUCCUUCUAUGAUGCACUAAACCGAUUCAAGGAGUACAUUAGGGACUUCCCUAAUCAUGGUUUCAAGGACGGAAACCUAUGGAAUAUCUUCUAUUGUGGCAUAGACCACAAGUAUAAGCUUUCAUUGGAUACUGCAAGCAAUGGAAACUUCAUGACCAAGACGAUUGAUGAAGCUAAGGUUCUGAUCGAGAAUCUUGCAUCUAGUGAUUGCAACAAUUGUCCUGAUUAUGACCGCACAAGUCGCACCACCACCAACUCCCCUGAUAUUUCUCAGAUGGCUGAAUUCAAGAACAUGAUGGCUCAAGUUCUUAAAGGGCAGUUCAAGCAAAUCAAUGCAAUAGAAGGGAUAAGUGAUGUGAAUGAUGACUCAUCAAGACAAUGCAUGGGAGAUUUCUCUAGUGAAGCUAAUGAAGAAGAUGUAAACUACAUUGGAAACUAUGGGAACAAGGGAUACAAUCCAAGCUAUCGCCCAAACCCCAACAUGUCCUAUAGAAGCACCAAUGUGGAGAACCCUCAAGACCAAUUGUAUCCACCAAGGUACCCACAACAGCAAAGACCUCCUUACCAAGCUCAAGGAAGUCAAUUUCAGCCAAGACAAGGCUAUGAUCAGCGAACAUCAGCGAACUAUAAAAUACAACUUUUUAGCCUCUUGAGAGAGAGAGCCGCAUAUUGUAUCACGUUUUACACUUAG
This is a messenger RNA of Microthlaspi erraticum, 720 nucleotides long. NCBI's taxonomy places the organism in Eukaryota, Viridiplantae, Streptophyta, Magnoliopsida, Brassicales, Brassicaceae. The record is from the annotation of a GenBank genome assembly.